AUGUCCUGCGUGUUAAACGCUGUCGUCAUCCUUGUCAUCACAUCAUUCCACAUCCACCAAUCUGUCGCGAACACCGUUACAGCAGCCCCCGGAGAACAAACCAACACCACAAAUGCUUCUGAAAUCGGCGAUGAAUUCGAAGACGAUCCCACCAUCAUAAGAUUCAUUCAGUUGAAAUUGUUAAAUGAUCCAUUGAUGGUCGUGUUGGCCAGUUACGUGUGGCAACCGAAGUCACCAGCCGAGUGGAAUUUUGAUGAAGAAGGAGGCAAGAGGUUCACCAGCGAGGGAGGCAAAGUAGAGUAUGAUAUCAUCGUUGCAGGAGUUCCAGUGACUUUGAGGGUGAACGCGGAAACCGUUCGAGGCCACCCUAAACUGUACAAAGUAGAGGAUUCAAAAGUUUACGACGUAAGCUGCACGCUGCAGGCCUCCUUCCCUUACGAAUCCAUCCCCAACAACUACUGGAUGCUGCGUCUGAGCAUUAAAGAUAAGAACAGGCAUCCUUCUUCGAAACGUUUCUCUUCAUUCCGUAAGCAGAUCACUUCCAACGCACCUGUCUUAUUGAACAAAACUUGGAAAUUGAAAUAUAUCGAGUCCCUACACAGGUCCAUGCUGACGUGUUCCCUCUACACCAGCACUAUGAAGCUCAACAAAACGAUCACAAAGGGUACGUUUUCAGACACCAAAGUCCUAAUGACCAAAUCAGACGAUGCUCUUGAUCAAGCGUACAUGAACAACGUGAGAAUCGGCAUCAUACUGGCAUUAGCCAUUUCCGUGCUACUGUCCAUGCUAUCUGGUUUCCUUUAUCGUCGGCGGCGAGACCUGGAAAGCAGCAGCGUCGACACGGAACAAAAGGAGGUUGGAGGCAACCAGACGACCAACGAAAGAUCGAGUCUCGAGACGUCAGCCACCAUCUUCCCAUCAGUAACGUCUUCUCAGAACAACUGA
This is a messenger RNA of Helobdella robusta, 945 nucleotides long. RefSeq lists its product as hypothetical. The record is from RefSeq and is a predicted model, not a curated record. The transcript is spliced from 6 exons. The coding region runs from base 1 to 945 and encodes 314 amino acids. Lineage: Eukaryota; Metazoa; Annelida; Clitellata; Rhynchobdellida; Glossiphoniidae.